Spirodela intermedia is the source of this 11635-nucleotide messenger RNA. The record is from the annotation of a GenBank genome assembly. NCBI's taxonomy places the organism in Eukaryota, Viridiplantae, Streptophyta, Magnoliopsida, Alismatales, Araceae.
AUGAGGCCCUCCGCCGUGGAGGUUCUCUUGCUACUGGUCCUUGCAUCUGCCUCGUGGGGGGGUCUUCAUGGCGCCACCGAUUCGAAGCAAGAUGGGAAGGAGAACAAAUUCCGGCAACGCGAGGCCAGCGACGAUUUGCUCGGUUAUCCCAAUAUGUAAGAUCUACCUUAUCCGGUGCUACUUGGCAUGCUCUUAAUUCUUUCUUCGAUACCCCCAAACCAUCUACCCUUCCCCGGAUCAACAGAAGAGCAAAAAUAUAGAACCGCUAGACUUUCAACAGUCGCAUUUUGCAAAAUGAAGCACCUCCCAAUGCGACCCGCACAGUGGGUUACUAGGCUGUGGGGCUGGGUGUAUUGAAUCGCUUCAAUGGAGCUCCAUUGCUCCAGUUUUUUGGUUUCGAACGUUCUCUUGCAGACAGAAAAAGUGCUGUACUACCUGUGCUACUAUGAUUUGAUUGCAAGUGGUGGCUUCUCGGUCACUUAUUCCAGUUGUUUUGUUCUCUUGCGCAUGUAAAUUUAUUUAUAUUCAUGAAGUGGAUAUUUAUAUUAGAAAUUUUCUCCCUCUCACUUGCUGUAGAGACGAGGAUUCGUUGCUGAAUUCAAAAUGCCCAAGACAUGUGGAACUGAGGUGGCAGACGGAAGUCAGCUCCAGCGUAUAUGCCACACCUCUGGUUGCUGAUAUUAACAGGUUAUGUUUAUCGUUAUACUGAGUGAUCGGAGAUAUUUUCCGAGGGCAACACCAUCAAAUCGCGUUGUAAUGAGAGAUGAUCGCAGGCUACUCUAGUUGACAUUUUCCACUUUAGCUGAGCAUUUUUAGUCACAUUGACCACAUCCCAGAAUGCAUCCCCAUCUACUUCAAUUUUAAAGCAUUGUGACCGGGGAUAGUCCAUUUGGAGCACCUUUUGAUUGAAGUGAAUAUAAUGAUCGUUCAAAUCUUCUUUUCAUCAAAUAUUGUAUCUAAUGAGUUCUGUAUCGGUCCUUUUAAUCAUAAAACCUUAGGUUCUGAUGUAUCCUUUCAUACUGAAAGUUAAUACUCAAAUGUUUUUUUAAUGCCGACCGUCAUAAUUUCUUGUAUAUUUACAAAUAAUUUCCCUAAAGUCGUUUCAUCUUGAAUAUGGUUAGUUAAUUCAUCUGUGAGGGAGUUUCUAUCUGAUAAAAUUUAAUUUUAUUAAUAUUCGGAUUUACUGAUACAACAGCUUUUUAUCCUUUGGCUGCAGUGAUGGAAAGCUAGAGGUGGUGGUUCCGUCAUUUGUUCAUUACUUGGAGGCUUUGGAAGGGUCUGACGGAGAUAAAUUGGCAGGUAAGAGUUUCGAUCCUCUAGUAUUAUCCCAGGAAGGGAUGUGGGGUUGAUAUUGGCAAAUGAUCACAUGGAGGUACUUGUUGAACUUGGGUUCAAGUACAACCGAUUCUUCUAUCCUGUGCAUUAUCAGUCGUCACUUUUUGUUUGCCUGUUGUUUGUCAUUUGAUAUCGGAUGGUGCCUUUGCACAGGCUGGCCUUCCUUCCAUCAGUCAACUGUACAUUCCAGCCCUCUCCUGUAUGACAUUGACAAGGAUGGGACACGGGAGAUAGCUCUGGCUACCUACAAUGGUGUCAUCAAUUUCUUCAGGUAAUCACUGACUUGAUUGUCAUUGUUUAACGAAUUCGUAUCCAACUAGUUUACUUUUUUAUUACAGGCCCACAGGAUAUAUGAUGAUUGAUAAGUUAGAGGUUCCUCGAAGGAAAAUACCAAAGAACUGGUAUGUUGGUUUGCAUCCAGACCCCGUCGAUCGUUCUCACCCCGACAUUCAUGAUCCAUCUCUCAGUCAGGAGGGUGCUGGUAUGAGCUAUUUAUUUCGCAAGCAGUUACUUCUUCAGUUUAAUUUACAAGUUAGAUAUGAAAACUUCAGUCAUGUGCUUGAAUGACCCCAGAGGUCUUUGGACGCUGAUAUGGCUGUCAAUUGUUGAUGUUGGCCUAUGUCUGACAUGGAAAAAUAUUAGAAAUAUGACGUGGGUACAUUUUGAGGAAUAAGCAUUCACAGGGAUGAUCUCAAUUUUGUGACAUAUUCAUUCAGCCAUAGGUGAUCGUUUUGGUUUUAUAACCAAAAAUCAUGCAUUUUAAUUUUCGGAGUUUUUUUCAUUAACUUAUUAAUGUUUCAUGCCCAUAACCUUUGAGUUGAAGCUGUCAGCAUUUUAUCUUUAAUCUAGUUUGAUGUCGAUUGGUUAAGAUAACACUUUUAGAAUGAAUUGAGAAGGUCUCGUACCCAAGUCAGUAAACUUGUCUCGGAAUCUUGCUUUUGCGUUCAAUUAUCAUUUUUGCAGGUGAUGCAUAUGUUAACGGUGUGCAUUUAUCGGAUGUGCAUUUUUCGAGGUGAUUCACUGGUGGAUACAUGCAUCUACUCAAUACUCACCUACGUGGCUUUAAAGGGCGUUUCAUUCUGACCUUCUACCUGCUUACAUUAUUAUCAUAUUCAUUAAUAGCGCUUAUCCCUAUUCUUUUAUAGAAGGGAAUAAAAUCAGGCAAAACCAACAAUGUUAAAAGGAUUUCUGUUCCGACUUUUUGGAAAUUUUGAUUCCCCAUAUAAGCUUUGCUACUUUUCAGUUGUCUGGUUCGAAGACUAGUGCUCAAUUUCCCCAUCCAUUAGUAAUCGUAGCUAGGAUAUCAUUGGUGUUUUUAACACAGGUUCAUCUGUAUGACGCUUUCUGUAUUGUGAGACACAUGGAACCACAUGUUAAUCCGAAGCUUACUACGUGAGAGAACUCUUUUUAUUAAGUGGGAAUAAUCUCAUUAACGAAAAAUCAAAUCAAAUUGCUCAUCCCUUGCAUCCCUUCUAUAGCCUUAAUUUUAUUUCAUCUAUCAAGUUUUAUCUAAUAUAAUUUAGUAUCUACAUCUUUUCGAACAUUAAUGUAGACGAUUUCCAACUUUUUAGAGGUGUUCUUUGUCUGUUUCAAACCAUUCUAUAUGGUUUCAUGCACAUUAUUCUUUGUUGCCAAUUCCUAUCGUCUCCAUAAUAGUGGAAUCCGAGAGCAUCAGGAAUUUGCCAUCAAUUCAUUGACUGCUAUCAUGAGAUUAAUGUUUAUCUUAGUGUUUUGUUUCAUACUUCAGGAUUAUGUUCUAUUUCCUUGUUAGUACAAUAUUUUUCAUCGUCUCAUGGUUUCAUUCUAAAUGUUAUACUUUCUCUGUCUUUCUAUUGUGUAAUAAUUGGCUUCCCUUUAAGUAAAUAAAAAUGAGUAUAUUUUUGGAUGGAUAAAUAAAACACAGCGUGGUAUAAUAGGACUUUUGGAUGAGAAUGAUCUUGUUUAGAAACAUGGAGAUGCAGCACUAGAUAUACAUGGUAUCUUCAUCUUCUUCUCUCUUCUUCCCUUUUAUUUUACUGUGUCGUCAUUUGAUCUCACUAUCCAACGAGAGUGCUCUAUUGUAUUUCAAAUUCAUCCUUAUUUUAAUAAUGUGAUAUAUGUAGAGAACGAAAGCGCAAUCUGAGAAUUCCAUUUUUUAUUGGUGUUCAUGAUUUGGGCGUUCUGAUGUAGUUAAUUUGUUCCCUCGCAGCAAUGAACAGCAGCAAAAUAGGAGUUAAUGCAUCUCUUUCAUCUGAAAUCCUGGGAACACAUGGGGUUAAUGGAUCUAAGAUGGAACCAGAAGGAAAACUCACUUCUCCUAGGUCGGGAGAAACUAUCAAAGACUCAGCUAGCCUGCGCAAUGAAACUUUGCGUGUUGAGUCAGUUGGAGGUAUCAAUGGCACGAAUUCAACAAACACCCAAAGAAAGCUCCUUCAAGAUAGUCAUCCAAAGGGGCCACAGGAUGAGGGCCAUAAAUCAGAAACAGAUAUUGAAGGCUCUAUGGGAAAGGCCUCAACUGUUGAGAACAAUGAAUCCUUGGCGGAAGAUGCUGAUGCAUCUUUUGAUUUAUUACGUGGUGGGGAAGAGCUGGCUGAUGAAUACAAUUAUGACUACGAUGACUAUGUAGACGAGUCCAUGUGGGGUGAUGAGGGUUGGGCAGAAGGAACACAUCAGAAGAUGGAGGAUUACGUGGACGUUGAUGCACACAUCUUGUGUACACCGGUAAAUGUUUAAUGUAUUUUGCUGUAUUCAGGUGCACAUUCAUGACUAAUGCCUAAUAAUUCAUAUUUAUGCACAUGAACAUCUGCUGAUAAGCGCACAUUUAGUGAGGAUGGAUUCAUUGGCUUAGCUCUUUUUCUGUUUUCCUCAGGUAAUAGCAGAUAUUGAUAAUGAUGGUAUAUCGGAGAUGAUUGUUGCUGUUUCCUACUUCUUCGACCGCGAGUAUGCAGCCAUUUACUUUUAUUUGUUCCGAGUAUUAUAUCAGGAUAAUGUUGAUCUAUGUAGAGUCAUGUUGGUGUCUGUUUCACUGUUGUUGCUAGCUAUUCUAAAAUCUGAAAUUUUUUAAAACCAAGUUGUUACAAUAAAAAAUUUCAUGAAAAAGGGCUAAUAUUUUAGCGUAAUACAGUUGACAAUUAUGAACAUUUUUACUUUCCCCAGGGAAUUUUAUACCUUGUUUUGUUAAAGGAAGGUUUUCUUUAUAUAUUUAGGCGAGGAAAGUACUUUUUUUUGUCUUCUAAUCCUGGUUAAGGGUAUUCGAUGUGAUUGGCCCAAUUUUCUUUUUGGUCAUAUUUUUCAAGUCCGGAAGGUGAGUCCGAGUCCUGUGCAGGCCUUUAUUUUUUGGGGGAAAAGGGGCUAUUUGGCAUGAAAAUGAUUGGUGAGAGCAGAGGAGAAUUUAGUCUGGAGUUGCAUCAAUGAUUGAAAGUCACCCUGGAUAACGAUUCAUUGUUCUCUCAAUUCACUGAGAUUUAGCUUUUUAUUCCGACCACGAUUAUUUAUUAUUUGCGUCCUCAAUAGUAUUGUUUGUAAGUAUAAUUAUCAUUUUCCUUCUUUCAUUAUUUGUUGCUUCAGAUCUUUGCCAGUCCUUCCAUGAGGAAUUAAUUUAUUCAUUAGCCUCCAAUAUGCAUCUCCCAACUUCAUGGAUAUGAAGAAAAAAAUGUCUCUCAGUUUCUAUAAGAUUAGAUAAUAUUAUCAAUCCCCAAAUGGAUACAAGCCCCAUCUCCUCUCUUCACUUGAAUAUGCCCUUUAGAGUUUCUCAGCUGCAGAAGUGGAUGCCUACACUUAUUUGCAGCUUUAAGUAUAGGUGGUCUCUAAAUUGGUAUGUAAUGGACUUUACCUUGACCUACAAUUGGAGUAUCAAAAUGAUUGGUUACUGCCAAAUUGUCAGGUACUACGACAACGCAGAUCGUCUAGCAGAACUGGGAGGCAUAAGCAUUGAUAAAUAUGUUGCAGGUUCUAUUGUCGUGUUCAAUCUCGAUACAAAGCAAGUUAAAUGGACAAGGGAGCUUGACCUCAGUAUUGAUACUGGGACUUUCCGUGCAUACAUGUAUUCUUCCCCGACUGUGGUUGAUUUGGAUCGUGAUGGAAAUUUGGACAUCAUUGUUGGAACUUCCUUUGGGCUUUGUUACGUUUUAGAUCAUCGUGGUAACUUCUCUACCUUGUCACUGUCUCUCUUCCACAGUUAGAUUCCUUUUUAUUUGGAAUGCUGUAGGCCUAACUGUUGUGCAUGUUUGUGGUGAACUCUUGUAAUUUACUCUUUUUUUGUGGGUUACUUGCAGUGAGAACUGUUUUCUGCGAACGAUCUGAUUGCCCUGAUAUUAUUGCCUUACUUAUCCUGACCCGUUCUUAACAGUAUCUCUAUAUCAAAAGUCAUGUUCUAUUUUGUCAUUUAUGUUUUUUGGGGCUGAGAGGUCAUUUUACGUUACGCUCAAUAUAGUUUUGGCACAUGUCCGGGUAAUUUUAAUGUUUGGACAUACUCUACUCAGAUUGACCCUCUCCAGGUUCUAAAAUUAUCGGAAAUAUUUUUUACUGUCCGUCUUGUAAAAGAUGGAACAGAUGUUUCAUGCCUGUAGGGAAAUAGAAGUGCUCAGAAUUCUGUCUUUAUUCUACAUGCGUACAUAUACAUAUAUAUAUAUAUAUAGAUAUAUAUAUAUAUGUGUAUAUUGAAAGAAAAUAUGGGAUUGCAGCACUAAAUUUGUUAGUACUGCGUGACUGGUCUCAUUUAUAUGGGAAGAAACGAAGAAAAACUGAUGUCCUUUACACCGUACAAAAGUAACGAUCCUCGACCCACCAUGAUCCCACGUACCAAAGACGAAAACACUUAGCAUCUCUAGAAUGCUACCCCCCCAGGAUCACUUCAGAGGGAGAGAAUGAAAUGCACAUGGUGCCCAUUGGAGCAUCAAGUAAAAAUCUGAUUAGAACACUAUUGCUGAUGGUUUAGGAUCAGAUAUUGGGGAUAAAUAACUGGUAGUGAGGAAAAAUGAAUCAUGUCAUUUGCCAAGCGGAACGGACUAAUGCAUAACUCAAAACUUAAAUAGUAGGUUUGCGGAUUGGGUGGGGUGAGUGGAUACACUUGUCAAUCUCGAGUUCAUUUUCAAAGUAAAUUUAUUUAAGAUUUGGCUUAUAGAAAAAAUUGAAUCAUAUUAACGAAAGAGUGGACGAUUCUAUUUUAGGAUGUCGUAGACUUUCUAACAACAAAGAAUCUUUGCACGGGAUGCAUAUGUUGGUUUCGUCCAUCAUUGAGAUGUGAUUUGGAGGCCCAUCAUAGAGGGAAAACAUCAAAAAAUAGAUGAAAGUAGUAAAUAAGUUCCGAGUAAUACUGUUAGGUAUUUGGGGAUAUUAUUAAAUUUCUUAUACUAUUCGGUUAGAGUAGCCUGGAAUAUUUGCUUUAUUGGACAGUAGGAAGAAAUUGACUCCAAAAAGGUACACAAAUAUAAUAAGGAAAUGCAGGCGUAUUUCGGAUGCUUGAAGGCCCCGCUGACCCGAAGUGAUUUAGAAAGAUUGGAGCAAUGAGAUGAUGCUAAAUAAAAUGAUUUUCAUUUGCCGCUAAUUCACUUUUGGAUCUACUGAGAAUCGAUUAAAACAUUCAAAUUUGAGAAAAGGGAUGUCGUAGAAUAGAGAAUGCGUUUAGUGAUUGACUUUGGAGAAAUGAUUACAAUAUUAUGAAAAAUUAUAAAUCGCUAAAAAAUAUUUAAAUAGUUAUAUAAGUGAAGCGGAAGGACUUGAAUAGAGAUGUGGAUUUGUAUUACAGGAGCUUGUAAAAAUGGAAUCUUUUUCCUUGGUACUUUGUUGUUACCAUAUGAUUUUUAAAUUGAAGGAAAUGCUAUAUAUAAAAAAUCAAACUGAUUAUGUGUUACACGCCAAUCAAGACAGUGUCUAACCAAUGUUUAUCUUGAUAAGAUAGUCCUUGGAAUGGAAUUUCAAUCUGAAUGUUUGAGAAGAUACAUGCCAAGUGACUCUAUCAUAGAUACAAUAAAAUGAGCUUGAUCAUGCAUUCAUUGAGAAUAAAUUUUUAAGUUGAUAAUGUGUUUAAAUUGCAUGUUAUGAAACACUUCCCAUAGGUUCAUUGUCACACUGAUUCGUUUUCGAAUGUCCCAUGACAGUAAGAGGUUUCUUUUUCCUUAUCUGCACCGCAAAUUUUGGGUCAUUAUUUUGGUGGUUUGCGUAGUGUUUGCUGUCAUUUACUACAGCGGCUUAAGCAUACGUUGUUAAUGUUGGUUAUGUUGAAAGCAUUAACGUUACAUCUUCCUCACCUUGUUUCUCCCUUAAAAACUAUGGACUUUCGUAUCAUGCACGGACGAAGAAAGUGUAAAAAAGCAUGCUGAAGAUUUUAUUCAUCACUGUACUGUUAGCAGUUCUAUUUUCACACACUAUUCCUACAGCAUAUUGUUCUGCAUCAACCAAUACGAUUCUUAACAGAAUUGCUUCCUGCAUUUAGGUAAUGUCAGGGAAAAGUUUCCUCUCGAAAUGGCUGAGAUUCAAGCACCUGUUGUAGCAGCAGAUAUCAACGAUGAUGGUAAAAUCGAAAUAGUGACAGCUGACGUGCAUGGAAAUGUUGCUGCUUGGACUGCCCAAGGAAAGGAAAUUUGGGAAGUUCAUCUGAAGAGUCUUGUUCCACAGGCAAGAGUUAUCAACACAUAAAAGUUAUCAUGAAGUUCAUGCCAAAUUUCCGUUAGUCAGGAGAUAACUAGAUCCUUUAUGCCUAAUUUCUAUUAUUGAACAAACGACGGUGUUACUCUCCAUAGUAGGUGUAUACUAGUCACUAAGUACAUGUGUAGACACCAUUUUCUUGGUGAUUUCUCAGCAUGAUGGUUAGUUUCUGUUUCCACAUGCAACUUUGACGCCGCCAAACAGAUGUAACCAUAUUAAGCCUACCUAAAAUAGGGUUGGGUGAUUUGAACAUGGUGAACCUUAAGGCAGAGUUGGAUAUUGGAUGCUAAGGAAAGCUAUAGGAUGAAGAUAAAUAGGGAAAUUUACAAUACUGUUACUCUACAUCCUCCAUCAUGAAAAAUACUUCGAGAUUGCUCAUAAGCGCUUGUUAAUGGUGAGAUCAAAGCAAAACUGCAAUUGAUCUUCUUUUCUUUUUUGUCGGAGUAAUAAUGUCUUUGAAGGACAGAUGCAUCAUUGUUGAACAAGGAGAGUAACAUAUAUGGUCAGUUGUUGCUGCUGUUGGCUGGAAUAAACUAAUUUCAUUGAUGGAAAGUAUUCUGGAUAAUGAUCAUCAGAUGGUGGUAAAUCUUUUUAUUCUACUCUGGUAGUGGUUCAUCUGACUGCUACCUUAAAGAUCACAUGACAGAGCACAAGGCAUCGUCACAAUCCUGUGAGGUCAAUCGUCCAAUUGUUUUGCGGAGGACCGCUAGGUUUCUGUGACGACUUGCUAUACUGUCUCCUUCUGUUCGUUUUUUUCUAAUGGAGGGUGCUUAAUCCACCAGAGGAAACGCUACACUGGAAGAAUUAAGGACAAGCAGACGGAAUGCUCAAUUAUUUGGGAUGACAUGUGGCAUAUUGCACAGACAAAAAAAUAUUUGUUGGCUAGGUGUGAUUUCAUCCAUGCAGUUCGUUUCGAUAUCUUUUUCAUGAGGUGACAAUUUUUAGAGGUGGCUUUGACCCCUAGUAAAAUCUGGAACCUUUUUAUCAAUGAACACUGAAAUGCCCUCUUUUUCGACGGCUGUAGCAAGAUCUGUGGACGACCUUAAAGAAAUUGGCAUCAUGUCAUUCACUUGAUAUAGGAUUGUUGGAAACAAAGAAUUCUGAUAUAAUUUUAGUUGAUCUCAUGUAGAUCCAACUGGUGGAAUGCCUUCUUUCAGACUGUAGUGUCCUUGGAAAAUGGGAAGGAGAUAGUUUUCAUUGACAUGAUAUUUUUUCUUUAUGAAAUUCGAGAUGUUUCUUAUAUAAUUUUUCAUUUUCAUGAUUUCGCUGAAAUUUUCAAAAUAAAAUCACUCUAAUGGCAAAACUUUACAUCCGCAAGUCAGAUCAACUAAUUUCGUUCAUAGGUUUAGAAGCCGUACAUCAUAUUUUACGUGUUAUAAACUUCGAAGUCGAAUCUGAUGUGAGAAUGUUUGCAUUAACUGUUAUUCAUUCCAUACUAAGGAGAAAAAAAUAUGGUGAUCUUGUCUGGGUGGAUAGAGUAAAUUGACUGAUUUUUUUUGGUAUUAAGCUUGUAGGAUUUCUGUUUAGUGUAUCCCUUGAACCUUGAUGAUUUCAUCAGCAAAAAAGAAGGGAACGCCUUCCUGGUAUCUUUUUAAAUAGUUUAUCGAAGCAAAGAUUGCAGAAUCUAUCUGGUGACUUUUCUGCCUAAGCCUUGGUUGUUCCACGUGCAUUGCAUGACAUUCUACGUGAGUUUUGUAACCUGAGGAUAUGAACUUAAGCGUUUCGUCUCCAACUUAGCUUGUUUACUAUUUUCUGAGCUCUAGCAUUUCUAAAUAUUUAUGCAGACCUGCUACCCAUUUUAUUUUAUUUGAUUAUUCAAGUUCCAAGUGGACGUUUUUUAUGUUGCUUUUGUUUUGCAUCCUUACGUGGUCUUAAGAGAGAGGGCCACCGAAUAAAUCAAAUGGUUUCAGCGAUAGUUCUUAAAUUUCUACUGUUGAAACUGAAACCCACCCCGUCAUAACCUGCCAAGGUUACUGGUCCAUUCGUCAAAUAACAAAUACUGUUUAUAUAUGGUAAUCCCUGAAAAUCCAGCAAGAAAUCAUGCAGCUCCACGCUUCCGCAUCUUUUUGAGCGGUCUAUGUUUAAAGAGCUAGAUGUAUGCUCUUUCGCUGAUGAAAUCACAAUUAGUUUUCAGCGCUGAUUAUUUAAUCUGUUGCUAAAUGGUUUAUAUUUCAGUUUUUUUUCCUUUCUGAAAAGGGGGCUGAAUGCUUGUUACUUCUCAGGGUCCAACCAUCGGCGAUGUUGAUGGGGAUGGCCGCACUGACAUCGUGGUUCCGACCAUAUCCGGCAAUAUAUAUGUUCUUAGUGGCAUGGAUGGAUCUUUUGUCCGUCCUUUCCCCUACCGCACUUCUGGGAGGGUGAUGAACCAAGUUCUUCUGCUCGAUUUAAACAGCCCCAAGGAGAAGCAGAAGAGCUUAACUCUCGUCACAACAUCAUUUGAUGGAUAUCUGUACCUCAUCGAUGGAAAGACGGCAUGUGCUGACGUCGUUGACAUCGGGGAGACAUCGUAGGCCCUCCUUCAUCCAACCCUUUUUCUAAAUAAAUAAAUAAAUAAAUCUUAAUUCGCAUUCCCAUCCUAACAUUGAUCUCCGGUAUCGCAGAUACAGCAUGGUCCUAGCAGAUAAUGUCGAUGGCGGAGACGACCUCGAUCUCAUUGUGACAACCAUGAAUGGCAACGUGUUCUGUUUCUCGACUCCCUUGCCGCAUCACCCGUUGAAGGUAGGUGUUAGUUGACCGAAACUUCUACCUUUUAUGCUUUUGCUUUGUUUAAAAGGGAAACAGUCAGCGCCAAUUAUUGACUGGGACUAGGGAGCUGUUAUUAGAGAGCCUUUCGAGAUGCAGCAAGAGGUGUCACAGGCUGAUCCAAAACGCUCCCUCUCCCUUUCUCUCUGAAAACUAACCAUCAUUAAUGAUAUGAAUGCCAAAGUUCUGGUUAAGGAUUUUGAUGCUUUCUUUACCGAGUCAGUCUCUACCUUAGUAGAUGCUCUAGAGAUGCAUGCAGCUCCUAAUUAAUUAGAUCUGAAGCUAGAUUUUUAUUUUUAUUUUUAUUUUGUUAUCUUUUAUCAGGCUUGGAGAUCUUCGAGCCAGGGAAGAAAUAAUGUUGCGAAUCGUCAGAAUCGUGAAGGGAUUUACAUAUCGCACUCUUCUAGGGCUUUCCGUGACGAGGAAGGAAAACACUUUUGGGUGGAAAUGGAGAUCAUUGACAAUCACAGAGUCCCUUCAGGGCAUCACGGCCCUUACAAUGUUACAGUAAGCACCUCCCCCUCCCCCCGCCGCCGCCCUCUACUCAGCUUUUGCUUUUGAUGGAUCUAAUUUACAUUUUCCUUUUUUGGGUCCUUCUCGUGUGAUGAAAAAACAGACAACUCUCUUGGUUCCCGGAAAUUAUCAAGGAGAGAGGCGCAUAACCAGCAGCCAGACGGUCCACAAGCCGGGAAAGCAGCGGGUGAAGUUGCCCACAGUGCCCGUUAGAACAACGGGAACUGUGAUAGUGGAGAUGGUCGAUAGGAACGGGCUCUUUUUCUCCGACGAGUUCUCCCUCACCUUCCACAUGAACUACUACAAGCUCCUCAAGUGGCUCCUCGUGCUCCCCAUGCUCGGCAUGUUCGGCAUGAUUGUCGUCCUCCGCCCCCGGGAAGACGCCCCCCUGCCGUCCUUCUCGAGGAACACCGAUCUCUGA